Molecule: messenger RNA, 8583 nt
Organism: Equus caballus (horse)
Lineage: Eukaryota; Metazoa; Chordata; Mammalia; Perissodactyla; Equidae
Source: RefSeq, a predicted model, not a curated record
GCGAUGAUUCCUCUUCAGGCCCUCUUGCUCCCUCCCUUCGCCCAGACCGGUAGUCGACAGCAGACCACGCUGCGAGUCACGGAGACACCGUAGAGCUAGACCAGCUUCUGGGACUCAUCCAGGCGGCUGCGACGCUUCUCAGACGCCCACGGGCACGAGGUUUGGCUCCCGGACGUCCUAUCUGCCAGACCCGCGGUGGCGCCUCACUCCGCUGCUCUGCUCGGUCACUUUGCUAGAGCAUCUGUGCGAUUCACACUAAUUCCCGUCUUUUAGUAUCGCGAGAAUUUGACAGUUGUGAAACUGAUUUCCGGUCGCUUAGGUCUCCGUGGAGACAGCAUUUUAACCAUUUUUUUUUCACCUCUCAUUCCGCGGACUCCACGUGGUUCGGAAAUUGCCCAAAGAACAUUUAUUGACUACUCUUGAUUAUAUUUAAAAUGGGUGUAAAGAAGAAGAAAGAAAUGCAAGUUGCUGCAUUGACCAUUUGUCGUCAGGACCUUGAAACUUUGAGAUCUUUGGCUGAUGUGGAAGGGAAAAAUCUAGCUUCUUUGCUGUUACAUUGUGUACAACUCACCGAUGGAGUGUCACAGAUCCAUUAUGUUAAACAGAUUGUACCUUUACUGGAGAAGGCAAAUAAAAAUGGCGUAUGUGAUCCCACUAUUCGAAGUUGUUUGGAUAUUUUAGCAGGCAUUUAUCUUUCUUUGAGUCUAAAGAAUCCCUUGAAGAAGGUCUUGGCAAGCUCACUAGAUGAUCUACCUGAGUUUUUUCUGACUGAGGCUGCACAAAGUUUUACUUCUCGACUUCAGGAAGACUUGGAUUCUACUGAUCUAUACUCUUAUAGGAAAGUCAUUGACAAUUUGUCUUCCUGUAUGGAGAACUUUAACUUGGGAAGAACAAGUGUUAGUAAUCUUCUUAAAAAUGUGCUUCAUUUUCUGCAGAAGAGUUUAAUUGAAAUCUCGGAAGAAAAUAGAAAAUUUGCCGGAAAUCAUAUUGUUCAGACACAAUUGAUGAAUGACUUGUUGGUAGGCAUUAGAGUUUCAAUGAUGUUAGUACAGAAACUACAAGACUUUCAGGGAAUUCAUUUGAAGAUUUCCAGUUCUCCCAUAUGGCAAAGUAUGUGUGGAUUGCUGAGUAUUUUCACCAAGUUUGUAAGUGACGAUGACCUCUUACAGGCAGUUCAGAGUACAUCUGGAUUAGCUGUUAUUCUUUUUAUUAAGAUUAUGUUUCAUCCACCUGAAAAGAUUCCUGAUUUGAUUGGUAGCUUGCUCCUCCAGUCAGUGGACCGCACCAGCAUCCCCGAGUGGUUUUUGACCUGCUGCGAGAGCCUUUGUGGUGCUGAUGUCUCCCCCCCAGCUCUCUUAUUCCUGUGUCAGGGGACACUCACCAUGUUGGACUGGCAGAAUGGGAGGAUGGGCCCAAGUGGGGAGGCCCUGCUCUUGGAUACUGUGCACGUGCUGUUCACCUUGAGUUCGCAGAUCAAAGAAUCAACUCUGGAAAUGUUUCUGUCUAAAAUUUUGGCAUCUUGGACUAAUUCAGCCAUACAUGUCCUUGAAUCAAGUUCCCCAAGCCUAAAGAACAGUCUGAAUGGGAAUUCAAGCAUCGUUGGGAGACUUUUGGAAUAUGUCUAUACCCACUGGGAACAUCCAUUGGAUGCUUUGAGACACCAAACCAAAAUCAUAUUCAGAAAUAUUCUCCAAAUGCAUCAGCUCACUGUCGAAGAGUCAGAUUCAGAAAAGUCAGAUUUGGCUACUGAUCGUUUCAUUUUUGAACUGACUCAGAGCCUUUUGCGAUUGGAAUGGCAUGUUAAAGGAAAGUACUUAUGCCUUGGUUGUUUAGUAGAUUACAUAGGAACCGAGCAUAUUUUGGCAUUAGCUAAAACUAUACCAUCACAAAUGUUAGAGGUGAUGGGGGACCAAUCAUUGGUACCUUAUGCAAGUGACCUCUUGGAAACCAUGUUUAAAAAUCAUAAGAGUCGUUUGAAAUCUCAGGCUGUCGACAGUACUUGGAUUGACAAGUGGCAUGAGACUUGGGUUUCUCCUCUCCUUUUCAUACUGUGUGAGGGAAACCUGGAUCAGAAAUCUUAUGUAAUUGAUUAUUACUUGCCAAAAUUAUUGAAUUGCAACCCUGAAAGCUUAAGUUACAUGGUAAAGAUUCUUCAGACUUCUGCUGAUACUAAAACUGGAUCUUUUAAUACUAGAGGGGCUCUGGGAGCUUUGAUGGCAUGUCUACGAACAGCUAGAGCUCAUGGACAUCUUCACUCUGCAACUGAUGCCUGGGGAACUCUUGUGUCCAGUGCAAGAAUAAAGCAGGGCUUAGUUCAUCAGCACUGCCAAGUACGGAUAGAUACCUUAGGUUUGCUUUGUGAAAGUAAUCGAAGCACAGAAAUCGUUUCCACAGAAGAAAUGCGGUGGAUUCAGUUCUUUAUCACGUACAAUCUUAACAGUCAGUCUCCAGCAGUGCGGCAACAGAUUUGUUCUCUGCUUAGAAAGUUGUUUUGUAGGAUACAGGAAAGUUCUCAGACACUUUAUAAACUGGAGCAAAGUAAAGGCAAACAUGAACCAGAGAAUGACUUAACCACACAGCACCCUUCUGUUUCUUUACAGCAGUAUAAGAAUUUCAUGUCCUCCAUUUGCAGCAGUCUUUUUGAAGCAUUGUUUCCUGGCUCUUCCUACCCAACUAGAUUUUCAGCUUUAACCAUUUUAGGCUCAAUAGCUGAAGUUUUUCCUGUCCCAGAAGGUGGAGUCCAAACAGUGUAUCAGCUGAGUCAUGACAUUGAUUUUGGUCGUUUCCAAACACUAGUGGAAUGUUUUACCAGCACCUUUGAAGAAGUGAAAAUAUUAGCAUUUGAUCUUCUAAUGAAGUUACCAAAAACAGUUGUACAAUUUCAGGAUUCAGAGAAACUCCAAGGCUUAUUCCAGGCAGCACUGGAGCUCAGCACAAGCACCAAACCAUAUGACUGUGUAACAGCUUCCUACAUGCUGAACUUGUUAAUCUGGCAGAAUGCUCUCCCGUCAUCUCUUUCCGCGUACGUAAAAACUCAGCAAGUUGCAUGUGAAGAUGGAGAUAAGUCUGCUGCUUGGGUGGAAAGGAACACAUUAAUGGUUAUCAAGUGCUUGCUGGAAAAUCUAGAGGAAGAAGUAUCUCAGGCUGAAAAUUCUCUGCUCCAGGCGGCGGCAUCGUUUCCAAUGUAUGGGCGAGUGCACUGUAUAACAGCAGCUUUGCAGAAGUUAUCUCUAAACAGCCUGCAGUUGGUGAGUGAGUGGAGAGCUGUGGUGGAGAAACUCCUUCUGAUGUCGUACAGGCUUUCCGCCGUUGUGUCUCCAGUCAUUCAGAGCUCUUCCCCAGAAGGCCUUAUUCCAAUGGACACGGAUUCAGAGUCAGCCAGCCGCUUACAGACGAUUCUGAGUGAGAUUCAGCCACGAGAUAGUAAUGAUUACUUCAAUCAAGCCAAAAUAUUGAAAGAACAUGAUAGCUUUGACUUGGAGGACUUGAAUGCCAGCAUGCCGAAUAUUGAUACUGCUGCAGAAAUCAAAGGUAAAGAAGGAAAAACAUGUGAUGUAACUGCUCAGAUGGUGCUGGUAUGUUGUUGGAGAAGUAUGAAGGAAGUGGCUUUACUUUUAGGCACACUGUGCCAGCUUCUGCCUCUGCAGUCUGUGCCAGCAUCUCCUGAUGGAUUGUUGACAGUGGAGCAGGUAAAAGAAAUUGGAGAUUACUUUAAACAACACCUUUUACAGUCCAGGCACAGAGGAGCAUUUGAACUGGCUUACACUGGCUUUGUGAAACUCACUGAAAUCCUAAACAGAUGCCAUAAUGUGAGUCUGCAAAAGCUGCCAGAACAGUGGUUGUGGAAUGUUUUAGAGGAAAUUAAAUGCAGCAAUCCUUCGUCUAAACUCUGCACUACAAGGCGCAGUGCUGGGAUUCCUUUCUACAUACAGGCACUGUUGGCAUCUGAGCCUAAGAAAGGCAAAAUGGACUUGUUGAAAAUAACAAUGAAAGAGUUAAUCUCUUUGGCUGGGCCUACAGAUGACUCACCGAGCACAGUCCCCCAGGUUCACGCUUUAAAUAUCCUGAGAGCCUUGUACAGAGAUACACGUCUAGGCGGAAAUGUUAUUCCUUAUAUUGCUGAUGGGGCUAAGGCUGCGAUUCUGGGCUUUACAUCACCGGUCUGGGCAGUGAGAAAUUCAUCCACACUUCUCUUCAGUACCUUGAUCACAAGAAUAUUUGGAGUUAAAAGGGGAAAGGAUGAACUUUCCAAAAAAAAUAGAAUGACAGGGAGUGAAUUUUUCUCUCGUUUCCCGGAACUCUAUCCCUUUCUUCUCAAGCAGUUGGAAGCUGUAGCCAAUACUGUGGAAAGUGACAUGGGAGAACUCAACCGGCACCCAAGCAUGUUCCUCUUGCUGUUGGUGUUGGGGAGGCUCUACCCUUCCCCGAUGGACGGCACCUCUUCUGCUCUCAGCAUGGCCCCUUUUAUUCCCUUCAUUAUGAGAUGUGGUCACUCACCUUUCUACCGCUCCCGUGAAAUGGCAGCUCGUGCCUUGGUCCCAUUUGUUAUGACAGAUGAAAUCCCUGACACCAUCCGAACUCUGUUGGCUAGACUCCCUGACUGCACUGACCAGUGUUUCCGGCAAAACCAUAUUCAUGGGACACUUCUUCAGGUCUUUCAUUUGUUACAAGCCUUCUCAGACUCCAAAUACAGAAUGAAUGCGUACUUUCAGCAGGAGCUGGCUGACGUCGCUGUUUGUACUAAAGCCAAACUCUGGCUGGCCAAGAGGCAAAAUCCAUGUUUGGUGACCAGAGCUGUGUAUAUUGAUAUUCUCUUCCUGUUGACUCGCUGCCUUGACAAACCCGCAAAAGGCGCCCAGCCAGUUCUGGAGCAUCUUGGCUUCUGGGAGGAAGUCAGAAGGAUCAUCUCAGGAUCAGAGCUGAUAACAGGAUUCCCCUAUACCUUCACGGUGCCAGGCCUGCCCCAGUACCUCCAGAGCCUCACCAAACUAGCCAUCGCCGCAGUGUGGGCAGUGGCGGCCCAGGCUGGAGAGCAGACAAGGGACGUUCCCAUCUCCUUCUCUCAGCUCUUGGAGUCUUCCUUCCCUGAGGUGCGCCUGCUGACACUGGAAGCCCUGUUGGAAAGGUUCUCAGCAGCAGCAGCCUCUGAACCAAGAGAGAGGGGACUGCCGCUCUUGCUGUGGAACAUGGGAGGGACGUUCUUAAUGUUGGCUAUGAAGGAAAAUCAUCCAGAAUGCUUCUGUGAGAUACUGAAAAUUCUCCAUUGCAUGGACACCAGUGAGUGGCUGCCCCAGACAGAGCGCUGUAUCCAUCUAACCCCGAAGGAGUUCUUGCUGUGGAUAAUGGAUAUUGCUUCCAAUGAAAGGUCUGAAACUCAAAGUGUAGCUCUGAGACUUGCCUCCAGAGUGGUUGCCCACUGCAUGCAGGCGCAUGAGGAGACCAGAGACUCAGUAGUCCCUGAGCUGAAGCAGUGGGUUCAGCUGGUCGUCUCGUCCUGUGGAGAUCAUCUUCCUACAGAGUCCAGGCUGGCUGCUGCUGAAGUCCUCACCAGCACCACACCAUUUUUCCUCACCAACCCCCAUCCCAUCCUUGGACUGCAGGAUACACUCGCACUCUGGAGGUGUGUCUUCACCCUCCUGCAGAGUGAGGAGCAAGCCGUCAGAGACGCAGCCACGGAAACCGUGACAACCGCCAUGUCACAAGAAAACACCUGCCAGUCAACAGAAUUUGCCUUCUGCCAAUUGGAUGCCUCCAUCACCCUGGACCUAGCCCUGGCUGUGCUGUGUGACCUGCUCCAGCAGUGGGACCAGCUGGCCACUGGACUCCCAGUCCUUCUGGGAUGGCUGUUGGGAGAGGGUGAUGACCUCGUGGUCUGUGCGGAGAGCGCACAUCAGGUGGAAGACGACUACCUGUUUGAAAAAGCAGAAGUCAACUUUUGGGCUGAGACCCUGAUCUUCGUGAGAUACCUCUACAAGCACCUCUUUCUUCUCCUCUCCAAGUCCAGCUGGUGUCCCCUUAGCCCUGAGACGCUCCGUCAUCUUCAAAGGACAGCAUCAGAGCGGUGCCACCUCCUUUCCCAGCUCUUCAGAGAGCUGCCACCAACUGCCGAGUUUUUGAAGACAGUGGAGUUCACAAGACUGCGCGUUCAGGAGGAGAGGACUUUGGCUGGCCUGAGGCUGCUGGCCUUUCUGGAAGGAAGGGAAGGGGAUGACACCCUCGUUCUCCGUGCUUCGGACUCUCCUGCAGAAGCGAAUCAGUUGACUCUUCCAAGAACAGAAACCGCUUAUUGAAGAAAGAAGACUUGUGGGAUGGGGGUGGAUUAUUCCCCCCUAAAUAUGCAGGAAACGUGUCAAACAUAAAUUCAAAUAUUUUUUCCCCUUCAUGCCUCCCCCACUUCUGUGAGUCUAGUCUUCUGUCCCUUCCUGCAGAGGAAUUUUUCUUCAGUUCACUCAUUCAAGGCAACCUGGUUUAUUGCAGCUACUGUAGGAAGUGAGGCCACACGUUGAAUAUUUACUCUGUUCCCAGGUGCAGGCCACCUGCGGGCUGGAAUUAGCCUUUUCUGUCCCCCAGGACCUCUAAUGUCCAGCCAUAGCCAGCCUGCAUUUUCUAUGAAUUGACUACACAGAAUUGGGUUUUCAUACAUGGUUCCACCCCCCUUUUUUGGCUGGAUGUUGGAGCUGGAUUAGUUGGCAAACAGCCCAUUUGGUUAGACUUCCAACUUUUAUUCCUUUUUAGCUAAGGCAAAAAUAUAUUCCAAAUGCUGGGUCCUGGGAAAAUGACAGAUCAAGUUCAUACAAAUAGAUUUGUUUUUACUAUCUGCAUGUGAAAGUCCUACAGUGACCCACAUAUCAUCGUAAUUACUAAAAGAGCCAUUGAGAGUUCCUACCCCAAAAAAGUGUUUGUGUUAAUGCUGGGAAAGCUGAUUUUGCCACCCAGUGAAAGCACAGACUCUUGGCUAUUAGAAUGAACCUGGGGAAAGGAGAGCCAGAAUAAAUGAUUUAUUUGAUGCCUAUGCUGUUUACUAUCAUUUUCUUGGUGGCAAUAACAAGAAGAUUAUCAUUUAAGAUGCCAGAAAACACAUUCACACAUUUUAGCGAUUGAAGCUAGACGCAAGAAUUUUCUCCUUUUCCAAGUCCAGCCCAGCCCAUCUUCCUCAGACACCCAGCAGGUGUCGCUCUUGCAUACAUUUUGCUGCUGGUCCUGUUUUUCAUUGGCUUGCCAUUUUUAAUUUAUAAUUUCAGAGUAAGUGUUACCCGCAGACAGUUAUCUUGAAAUUCAUACCUAGGAUGGGUGAUAGCCUCUUCCACAUUCAUUUUUCAUCCUAGUUAUCUGAAAAAGGCAUUUCGGUAAUACUAUGUAAACUUAGUCCAGCUUUUAGGGUCUGUAAAUAUUUUUAAAUACUUCUUGGAUGCACAGUCACUUAGAAUUAUUGUACUGAUGUUUGAAUGUCUGAAGGGGCAGUUUAGAGGAAAGAGAGUUUGAUAUGAUCAUUUCCUACUGCAGAAAGGCUAAUGCUUCAAAUAUAAUUUGUCUCUCUUUGAAAGAAAACCACCUAACGCUAAAAACACAGCCAUACUGGGAGUACAGAGAAAGGGUUCUGUAGGAAGAGGCUGGAAGAAAGUUAACUUACUGUUCAAAGUUUUGUCCUAUAAAGAGAACAGGAAAUUCCGUGGGUUGUUUUGCACCAUUCAGCUCAAAAUGUGUUUUUUGUGAUCGCGAAUUAAUUACCUGGUUGGGCAUCUGUGUAGCCCACACUUGAAUGGAAAGUUGCCAACCUAACAUUUCUUUUUGUUCUGAAAAGACCUAGCUGGUGAGAAGUUGGAAUUAUCGGUAUAAUGUAUUGAUAACCAUGGUAGAAUAAUUAUGAAACUGGCCCCAGCAAAGCCCAGCUCAUUGGAAAAAGCCAGCGUUCCUUUUUUCUCCAUUUAAAAUGAAAUAAAAGCAGUGAUAUAAUAGAAACAUUUCACACCAGCAGGUACCCUGUACCAAAGCCUAUACCAUAACCUAUUUCCAUGUUAUCUCCAGAAGCCUUCUACCCAGCCCGCAAAGUGGGUGUCCUCAUAGCUGUCGACUAAGAAUUACCCCAGAUUUUGAUCCUGGCUGGCUGUGGCCAGCCUGGGAGGGCAGGAGGGAGAGCUGCUCCCACUGAUUUUGUAUCUGAAAUCUUGUUACAGACCUCAAGCAGCAGUGGCUAGGGAAAAUGGCUGUUUCACACUUUCCUGAUGCAUUCCCUGGGGAAACUUAGACUACUCUACUGUCAGGGCCACCCUCCAACUAUCGUGUUUGGGGUUGUUUCAGCAAAGAACAAACAGAACAGUUCUUGGGUGCUCUAAGCUACGAGCGUCAGCCACAGUCGCCCUGCCCUGUGUGUAGGGCCCGGUGUAGGCUGGGUCGUAAGAGUGAAGCAGUCACCUCUGCGGAGGUCACUACCCUUGGCUCCAAACUAGGGUUCAAGAUUUGGUGCCCCCUCAGCUCUGCAUUCAUGAUUCUGUGUAUUUCCACCCAUCUGGCCAUAGUCCAGAGGCCUGGCUUUCUCUGUUUCUGUGCUUUGUCAAUUUGUUUUAAUAAAUAAGAUGGAUUAUA